Messenger RNA from Closterium sp. Naga37s-1, 1869 nucleotides. The record is from the annotation of a GenBank genome assembly. NCBI's taxonomy places the organism in Eukaryota, Viridiplantae, Streptophyta, Zygnematophyceae, Desmidiales, Closteriaceae.
AUGGGCGACGAGGGCUGCGACGACGCGGGAGCGUCGCUGCUGUCGCACGAGAGCGAGCCGGAGUGGGCGCAAGUGGCGGGCAUGGCGAGCGACCUCGUCGUCACCAUCGGCCAGCGCGCCUUCCACGUGCACCAGUACCCGCUCUUCUCCCUGUCAACGGUUAUAGCGAACGCAGCAGCAGCAUCGGACGAGGGCACGGGCCCCAUGCAAGCGGACCUCUCGUUCCUCCCUGGCGGCGCGCUCUCCUUCGUCCCCAUCGCCUGCUACUGCUACGCCCGCCCCUGCCGCCUCUCGCCCCACUCCGUGCUGCUCGUGCGCUCCGCAGCGUCACUGCUGGAGAUGAACGCGUGUGGGCCCAGCCACGCACUGCCGCUGCCGCAGCUGGCAUCGCAGCGCUUGCAGCACUUCCUGCAGCAAUGGCCGCACUGCCUGCACGUGCUCUCAUCUUGCAGCGCUCUGCCACCAUCCAACGAUGCCAGAGCAGCACGGGCUGCGGCUGCUGAUGCUGCUGCCUCUCUUCUCAUCGCUCGCACCAAAGCUGCAGCAGCAGCAGCAAGCGAAGCAUCAAAGAAAGCAGCAGGCGGGGCAGCAGGCGGGGCAGCAGAGCAGCAGGGCGAUCUGAUGAAGCUGGCUCUGAGGGACUUCUGCCUCGUGCUCAUCAGCGCGCAGAAGCAGGGCAUGAGCACGCAGCGGCUGAGCAGUCUACUAGAGCCCUACUACUGGCAGUGGGCACACGACUGGCGGCAGCAGGGGCAGCAGCGGCAGCAGCAGGAGGAGAAGCAGAAGCGGCAGUGGGACACGGCGUAUGGGGAUGUUCCCUUGGUCACUGAUAAGCUCGACUGGCAGGAAGCUUUCAGGCAGGCCCUGCAGCAACUCUCGCGUCUCCUCCCCGACCCCGCCACCGUGCCUCUCUCCACUGAUCUGCUCUUCCACCUGCUGGCAGACGCCUGCCUCUGCGCCAUGCCGCGCUCCUCCCUGCUCUUCCUCUUCCAAGCUGCCUCACACCGCCUCACGAGGGAUGUCGGGGUUGAGAAGCAUCUGCUGCCCCUCCCCAUCCCCUACGUCCAUGCCAUGGUAACUGCAUUCGUAGCAGCUCAAGAGGGGCGGCCCCCAGCUCAGUCCCAGAGCGACCUCACCAGAGCAGCAGCUCUCAUCGAUCAAUUCCUGGCAUGCCGAUGCCAAGCCAUGGGCCCACCGAUUCACGCCACUGCUACUAGCGGCAGCGGCAGUAGCAGCACAGCAAGUAGUGGCAGAACCACUAGUAGCACAAUAUCAAGCAGCAACACGGAUAGUAGCAGCAGCGGCAGCAGCAGCAAAGUCGAAGCACGAGUGAGUGCGGGCGAGUUGAAGCGGGUGGUGCGGGCCUUCUCUCCCCACGCACGGCCCAGCCACGACGCCCUGUGGGGAGCCGUGAGCGCGUUUGCAGCGAGCGGCGAGGAGGAAGGGGACGUGCUGAGCGUGUGUGAGCUGAUCCACGUGGAGCGCAUGUCGGGGGCCGUGCAGGACGAGGCUAUCGCGUGCGCCCACACGCCGCUGGCUUUCACCGUGCGCGUUCUCUGUGCUCAGAACCAGGCACUAAAGACAGGGUCACAGGGGUGGAUGGAUGAGAUCAGCAGCCUCAAAGCACAGCUGCAGCAAGCCCAUGAGGAAGCGGAAGCAGAGAGAAGCAAGCGGCGGGCAGCAGAGCAGCAGGUGGAGGUGGAGAGGGCAGCAGGGCGGCAGGCGCAGGAGGCGAUGCUGAGCAAGGUGCGCGAGCUGGUGGACGAGGUGCGGGGGCUCAAAACCCACAAUUCGGACCUGCGGCAGAAUCUUGCUAUCCUGCAGGCCUCCAUGAGUGUCAAGAAGAAAACACUCUUUCUCAAGAAGUAA